AUGACCCAGGUGGAUCGAGUUUAUUCGGGGCGACAUCUCAAUGACCAGUCAGUAUACCAUAGUGACGAUGAGUCCAACCAUAGUGAAUCGUCCAUCGAAAACAGGCAUGAGCCCGACACUGUUCAGGAAGUGCGGAAUGGGAUUGUGAACGAGCGCGAUCUGGAUCUAGAAAAAGCCGACGUUCCACAGGCCGAACUUGAAAAAUCGAGGACGGCAAAGUCAAAUCGGUCUCGGCACGACCCAAAACUGGUAAAAUGGGAUGGCCCUGAAGACCCCGAAAAUCCGAAAAACUGGACCAACAGGAAGAAAUGGGCUGCUACCAUUACCGUGUCACUAUUCACAUUCAUCUCGCCGGUGUCUUCGUCGAUGGUUGCACCGGCACUGCCAUCACUAGCAGCGGAUCUUAAAGUCACGGAUGAGGUAGUCUCACAACUUAUGCUCUCAAUCUUCGUUCUGGCCUACGCUGUUGGCCCAUUAUUCCUCGGGCCACUGUCAGAGAUAUACGGCCGAACCGUCGUGCUGCAGCUCUCCAACCUCUUCUUCCUAGUUUUCAACAUAGGGUGUGCCGUAUCACAAACGAAAGUCCAAAUGAUUGUCUGCCGAUUCUUUGCUGGACUAGGAGGCAGUGCCCCACUAGCAAUCGGCGGCGGUGUCCUAUCAGAUUGCUUCCGGGCUGAAGAGCGUGGAAAAGGAAUCGCAAUCUACAGUCUCGCACCACUCCUAGGCCCAGCCCUGGGCCCCAUAGCAGGAGGCUUCAUCGCCGAAAACACAACCUGGCGCUGGGUGUUCUAUUCGACCUCAAUAACCGACGCCCUGGUCCAAGUAAUGGGCCUCUUCUUCCUACGCGAGAGCUACGGCCCGAAAAUCCUCCUCGACCGUGCAGUCCGUCUGCGUAAAGAAACAGGCGACGAAUCCUAUCAAACAGAAGCAGAGCGCCAAAAUAAGACCCUGCCCGAAGUCCUACGUAGCUCACUCAUUCGUCCCUUCCGCCUCCUCCUCACCCAGCCAAUCGUGCAAGUCCUAGCCCUAUUCAUGGCCUACAUCUAUGGAAUCAUGUACCUCGUCCUCUCAACAUUCCCUACCCUCUGGACAAGCCCAAAUUACUACAACGAAUCAACCGGUAUCGGAGGCCUGAACUAUAUUUCUCUCGGACUAGGCUUCUGGCUCGGCUCCCAGAUCUGUGCCCCACUCAACGACCGCAUCUAUCGGCGUCUCAAGGCCCGCAACGACGGCGUCGGAAAACCGGAGUUCCGCGUCCCACUGCUCUUCGUCGGCGCUUUCUUUAUCCCCACUGGUUUGUUCAUCUACGGCUGGACCGCCCAGUACCACUGCCAUUGGAUCGCGCCGAAUAUCGGCGCUGUACUGUUUGGUACUGGCAAUAUUAUUGCCUUCCAGUGCAUCCAAACUUAUAUGGUUGAUACGUAUACGCGGUUUGCGGCUAGUGCGCUUGCUGCUGGUGCAUUUCUGCGCUCGAUAGCUGGGUUCGGCUUCCCACUUUUUGCACCGUAUAUGUAUAUUGCUUUAGAAUAUGGGUGGGGGAAUAGUUUGUUGGCGUUUGUAGCUAUUGUCAUCGGUGUGCCUGCACCGGUGUUUUUGUGGAAGUUCGGGGAGAAGUUGAGGAAAAAGAGUCCAUUUGCGGCCGGCUAG
Molecule: messenger RNA, 1647 nt
Organism: Penicillium griseofulvum
Lineage: Eukaryota; Fungi; Ascomycota; Eurotiomycetes; Eurotiales; Aspergillaceae
Product: MFS transporter
Exons: 3
Coding region: 1-1647 (548 amino acids)
Biological process (GO): transmembrane transport
Molecular function (GO): transmembrane transporter activity
Source: RefSeq, a predicted model, not a curated record